Molecule: messenger RNA, 2774 nt
Organism: Choloepus didactylus (southern two-toed sloth)
Lineage: Eukaryota; Metazoa; Chordata; Mammalia; Pilosa; Megalonychidae
Product: zinc finger protein 568-like
Exons: 7
Coding region: 206-2179 (657 amino acids)
Biological process (GO): negative regulation of transcription by RNA polymerase II; regulation of cytokine production; regulation of immune system process
Source: RefSeq, a predicted model, not a curated record
CGGCGGGCAGGUUACUUCCGGGAGUGUCUGUCCGCGCUGAGUGCGCGGGGGUCGUGCGGUUACUGUUCAGGUGAGUUGUCAGUUGAGGCGGGCAGCGGUGAGUGCGCUCCAGGGUCUCGCGGUGAUCUGAAGGAGGAGGAACCAGCCAGCGGGAAGGGAGAGAGAGGUUGGCCAUCUCAGAACUGUAUUCUCCCAAGAAGGAGAAAUGACCAAGUCCCACCUACUUCCGAUAGUGGAGAAGUCAAGGGCACAGACUUUAGAGGCAACAAUAACAUUUAAGGAUGUGGCUAUUGAGUUUGUUGAGGAGGAAUGGCAACAAUUGGAACCUGCUCAGAGGAAUUUGUACAGGGACGUGAUGCUGGAGAAUUAUAACAACCUAUUAACAGUGGGCUAUCAACUCAUCAAGCCAGAUGUCAUUUUCAAAUUAGAGCACGAAGAACAGCCAUAUAUUGUUAAAGAAGAAAGAUUCAGACGACAUUCAGAAAAAGACUGGGAGGCUGGUGAAACAAUGGAGAUAGAACAGGAAGGAUUUGUGAAAAGAGUUGCAACCAUACUUGAGAAAGCCUUACCUGAGGAAAAUGGCAGUGAAUUUGAAAAUGUUGAAAAAAAGUCUUCUCUGACCCCAGACAUUAAUUUUAAAAGGAGAUACCUCUAUAACUGUGACUCUUUUGGAAAGAGUGUGAAACAUAAUUUAGACCUACCUAAUCAGGAUGGGGGCCAGGAGAAGAGACAUUAUGAAUAUAAUAAGUCUGGGAAAUGUUGUCCUAUGUCAUCCUCUAUUGUGGUAGCCCCCUUUAAGUGUACUCAGUGUAGAAAAGGCUUCAUUCAGGAGUUGGACCUCAUCAGACAUUUGAGAAUUCAUACUGCAGAGAAACUUUAUGAAUGCUAUGAAUGUGGAAAAGUCUUUAUCCGGAAGACAUGCCUUAAUUCACAUAAGAAAAUUCAUGCAGGAAAGAAGCCUUAUGAAUGUAACGAAUGUGGAAAAGCUUUCAUUCAAAUGAAUAACCUCAUUAGACACCAUAGAACCCACACAGGAGAAAAACCCUAUGCAUGUAAGGAAUGUGGGAAAGCCUUCCGCCGCAAAUAUAAUCUCAUUGAGCAUGAGAAUAUUCAUACAGGUCAGAAGCCUUAUGAAUGUCCUAAUUGUGAAAAAGCAUACAGAUACAAGAAAAACCUCAUUGUGCAUCUGAAAAUUCAUACUGGAGAGAAACCAUAUGAAUGUAAAGAAUGUGGGAAAGCCUUCUCUCGAAUUUCAUCCAUUAGUGCACACAUGAGAAGUCACACAGGGGAAAAACCCUAUAAAUGUGAUAUAUGUGAAAAAGCUUUCUCUCAAUACUCAACAUUUACUUCACAUAGAAGAAAUCAUACGGGUGAAAAACCUUAUGAAUGUAAUGUAUGUGGAAAGGCUUUUUCUCAAAAAGGAUCUCUUAUUGUACAUGAGAGAUAUCAUACAGGUGAAAAACCUUAUGAAUGUAAUGAUUGUGGAAAAUCUUUUAUUCAAGUGUCAAGCCUUAUCAUACACCAAAGAGUUCAUACUGGAGAAAAACCUUAUACAUGUAGACAUUGUGGGAAAGCCUUUAGUAAUAAAUCGGGUCUCACCGAGCAUGAAAAAAUGCAUUCUGCAGAGAAGCCUUAUGAAUGCCCUAAUUGUGAAAAAGCAUUCAGAUAUAAGAAAAACCUCACUGAGCAUCUGAAAAUUCAUACUGGAGAAAAACCAUAUGAUUGUAAAGAAUGUGGGAAAGCCUUUUCUCGAAUUUCAUCUCUUACUAUACAUAUAAGGAGUCACACAGGAGAGAAACCCUAUGAAUGUAAUGAAUGUGGAAAAACCUUCUGUCAAAGCUCAGCACUUACGACACAUAAAAGAAGUCACAGAGGUGAAAAACCAUUUAAAUGUAAUAAAUGUGGUAAGGCUGUUACUCAAAAAGCAUCUCUUACUGCACAUCUGAAACGUCAUGCAGAUGAGAAACUCCUACAGAAUUCCCUUAGUAUCAUCAAUCUGCAGAUGAAUUCAAGAAAAAAAAUUCCAUUUACAAUAGUAACUAAAAGAAUCAAAUAUCUACAAAUUUGUUUUACCAAAGUUGUAAAGGACUUGUUCUCAGGAAACUACAAAACAUGGCUAAAAGAAAUCAGAGAAAACUUAAACAGAAGGACAUCCCAUGUUCACGGAUUACAAGACUAAAUAUAGUUAAGAUGUGCAAUUAUCAAAUUUAUUUGUAAGGAGAAGGCUCAAAAAGUCAAGAAUAUCUUGAAAUAGAAGAAUGAAGUUGGAGGUAUCACAAUUCCUGACUUUAAAGAUUAAAAAGCUACUGGAGUCAAAACAGCAUGGUACUAGCAUAAAGACAGAGAUAGUGAUCAAUAGAAUUGAAUUCAGAGUUCAGAAAUAGACCCUCACAUCUAUGGUCAAUUGAUUUUUGACAAGGCUGCCAAAUCCUUUCAACUAGGAACAAGUCUCUACAAUAAAUUGUGCUGGGAGAUCUGGAUAUCCAUAUCCAAAGAAUGAAAUAAGACCCUUAUCUCAUGCCUGAUACAAAAAUUAACAAAAUGGAUCAAAGACCUAUAUAUAAGGUCCAGGACCAUAAAACUCCUAGAAAAUGCAGGAAAAUAUAUUAAAGAUCUUAUGGUAAGCAGUGGUUUCUUGGGCUUUAUAUCCACUGCUAGGUAUAUACUCAGAAGAACUGAAAGCAAGGACACACGCAGAUAUUUACACACCAAUGUUCAUAGCAGCAUUACAAUUGCCAAGAGAUGGAAAUAACCCAAUUGUCCAUCAACCAAUG